ACCUUCAUCUUUCUUGGGACCCCGGAAGAAAUCUGCUUCAUGUACGUCACAAACAGAAUAGUUGGAACCGAGUUGGACCCCAAAGAUAGACAGAAGAUAAGGCGAUUUCCCACUUCCAAACUCCUGCCGAGGAAGACGAGCACCAGGGUUUAAGCUCCUGCAAUCACACCGAAAGCGCCUUGUUAGUUGACGUAGGGGAUUUCUCGGGCUGAAUGCGGAGUUCUUCACCACAAGUGAACUCUUGCAACGAACUCGUUGCCCCAUCAAGGCUGGUUAGUUACGAAAGUCACCGGGAACAGUUUUUCGAUUCAUUAGUUGCAGUGCUGCGGUCACUUUUUCAAUGUUCCCACAUUCAUUCAAAAUGUUGUAUCCCGCAUGUAACCAAUCACAUGUCCUACUAUGCUUCCCUAGUGGGUAGGCACAGCCCUGUUCUAUACACCGCAAGAUACCGAUGGAAUACUGAACACGACUUACCCAUCUCGUUUUGCGGAACCACCUUACGCGUCUUCAAAAAACUGGCAAAGUGGGAGUCCGUCAUGAAAUCCGCGUGUCCUUUUCCUGCAAAUAUCAUCGAGCACACAAUACCAACUAGGUACACCCGCUGACCAUACUGAUUAACAAUGUGAUUCGACGCAUCUGUAGAAACGCAGAACAGCAAUUGAGUAUCUCGAACCCUCCUGCCGAUACUAGGGAAUCCUGUACCACCCGGAACUCUCCAAUACCGCGCCAGUUUUGCAUUUGAGGCAGAGGUGAUUGCAAGAUGACUUAGAACUUCGCUCCCACGUACAUAAGCCUCUGGAAUGUAUCGCUCGUCGACACAUGCGCUAAUGUUGCGGGAUAAAGUAUCAGCAGAAAUGUUAUCACUGUCUCCUUUGGGCUGAUCAGAGGAAGC
This is a messenger RNA of Periconia digitata, 892 nucleotides long. Lineage: Eukaryota; Fungi; Ascomycota; Dothideomycetes; Pleosporales; Periconiaceae. The record is from the annotation of a GenBank genome assembly.